Molecule: messenger RNA, 2589 nt
Organism: Annulohypoxylon truncatum
Lineage: Eukaryota; Fungi; Ascomycota; Sordariomycetes; Xylariales; Hypoxylaceae
Product: MFS general substrate transporter
Exons: 2
Coding region: 398-2197 (599 amino acids)
Biological process (GO): xenobiotic detoxification by transmembrane export across the plasma membrane
Molecular function (GO): fluconazole transmembrane transporter activity
Source: RefSeq, a predicted model, not a curated record
CCUACAUAUCUAGGUACCAUACUUCAUGUUGUUCAGGCUAUUACCUACCUCACCUACGCAGGCUCCAUCGAAUCAAUAUCAGACACAAAAGGAUAUAUGUACGUAGGUGGGUGUGUGGACGGGAUAGACAGUGCGUGAGCUGUCCUGUGCAUAACAAACCCCAGAGAAGCACAUCUGCGAUAUUGCCAUAGGGUUAUUUCCAUCUUUCUCCACGCGCACAUAGAUGAUGGAUAGAACGUCAAAUACCAGCUAAGAGAGAAGGCGGUCCACGGCUUCGUCCAUACAUCCCUACCUAUGGGUGUAUUAGCCGCGCUCCCUUCCUUCGACUUAUCUCCCAGCUCGUGCUAUACUCGGACGACUGAUACUCGCAGCACGAGGAAACAGACGAGUAAGAAGCAUGUGGGACGCCGUUCGCGAGUCCAGCAUCGGACAAAUCGUACGCAUCGUGUUCCGCCGCCCGGACCUCUUGCCCUAUCCGGAGGAGCUCGAUUCCUUCGAACUGCCGGCCAGCCUAAGCCAGAGCCCUAGCAUCGUGCUAGACAGCAAACUAGAAAAUGAGCUGAAGAAGCAGGAAGGUCAAUCCCGCUGCGUAGAGCAGUCCGUCUUCUCCACAGGCACGGCAACGCCUUCAGACGAGAAAGACCUCGAAGCCGGCGUCUUGGACGGCAACCCAACCAUAGUAAUAGCAGUACCCGUACCCGCCGCAGCAUCGACGCCCGUCGAAGGCACGCCCCGUAAUAUCGACGGCCCACAGACCCAAGAUCCCGCAGCGGUGGUAGUAGUAGUAGGCUGGUACUCGGCCUCCGACCCAGCGAACCCGCAGAACUGGUCCUUCGCCAAGAAAGUCUGGAUCACAACGCAGAUGGGACUCUACACAUUCGCCGUGUACAUCGGAUCAUCGCUGUACGCGCCGAGCGAGGCGGCAGUCAUGUCCUCCUUCGACACAUCCUACGAGGCCGCGGCCCUCGGCAUCGCGCUCUACGUAGCCGGCUACGGCCUCGGCCCCCUCCUCUGGGCCCCGCUCUCCGAGAUCCCAGCCGUAGGCCGUACGACGAUCUACGCCACAACACUCUUCGUCUUCGCGUGCCUCGCGCUCGGCGCCGCCGUCGUCGAAAGCUUCGCGGCGCUUCUCGCGCUGCGCUUCCUGCUCGGCUUCUUCGGGUCGCCGUGCCUGGCCGCCGUGGGCGCGACCCUCGACGACAUGUUCGCGCCCUGGAAGCUGCCGUACGUGCUGACCAUCUGGUCGGCGUCGGCGACGCUGGGACCCGCCCUGGGGCCCGUCGUCUCCGGCUUCGCCGUCGCGGGGAUGGGCUGGCGCUGGAGCGCCUGGGAGCUCGCUUGGCUCGCCGCGCCCGUCUGGCUCCUAAUCUUCCUGACCCUGCCCGAGACGAACCCGGACGCGAUCCUGCACCGCCGCGCCGCGCGGCUGCGGGCGCGUGCGGGACGCUCCGAUCUGACGCUGACGUGCGAGGCCGAUCUCAGGCGCGCCCAUAUGCUGACCACGCGGCAGAUCGUCGUCGACGCGCUCAUCAAGCCGUGGGAGAUCAACGCCCUGGACCCGGCGGUUCUGUAUACGACGAUCUACUCCUCGGUGUUGUACGGGACGUACUAUUCCUUCUUCGAAGCGUUUCCGCUGGUAUUCACCGACAUGCACGGGUUCAAUCUCGGGGAGUCCGGGCUACCGUUCCUAGCGUUCAUGCCGGGCUUGGUGAUCGCUAUUUCGGGGUAUAUAAUCUGGUUUCGGCUUAACGUGGAGCCUAAGAUGCACGAGGAAGCCCCGCCUUUGUACGGGGAUCCGGAGAGUAGGUUGUUUCCUGCGGUGGCGACGACGAUGCUCGGUCCGAUUGGAUUGUUCAUUUUUGCAUGGACUUCGCGUCCCGAUAUCCACUGGAUCGUACCUAUUAUAGGCCUCAUGGUGCUCUUCGUCUGCUUCGUGAUCGCUUUCCAGUGCAUGAAUUUUUAUAUCGCGCGGUGUUACCCGAGAUAUUCAGCUUCCAUAUUCGCCGCCAACACCUUUGCCCGGAGUUGCUUCGCCGCAGGUUCCAUCUUGUUCUCCAGACCAAUGUACGAGAAACUCGGCGUCGGUGGCGGCGUAAGCCUGCUAGGAGGGCUUUCGGUACUCUGCGCUGGUGGUAUGGUUUUUCUUUGGCGCUACGGCGAGAAAUUAAGACUUAGGAGUAGGUUCGCUCAAUCUUGACUAUCGGGGUGGGUAGUCAGAAUACGAGGCGUGUGUAUAUAAAUAGCAAGUUUACGGACAUCGCUCUAAUAUCUAGAAUAAAAUAAGUAAAGGGACUUGACCAGGCUUUAAGGUGGAUUGAGUGUAUGUGAAAGGCACUGAACUCAAAUUGAAGCCACUAUCGACCAUGCUGUAUAACCCGUGCUGGCGGAUAGUAUAAUACAAUGCUAUAAUACAAGCCGAUGCUGAUGUGCUAGACCGUGGGGUCUCCCUUCCGAAGGUGCACCUUUAACGUAUAUAUUCGAAGCAUAACGCGCGGUUGCGAGCUGGGCCUGUCAGGUCGAGCGCGUCGGUAUAUCCGCCAACCUCGCCGCAUCCGUCUACGUAGAUUGCCUCCAGCCUACUGAAGGUAU